Xiphias gladius (swordfish) is the source of this 863-nucleotide messenger RNA. RefSeq names its product GINS complex subunit 3 (gene gins3). The record is from RefSeq and is a predicted model, not a curated record. Gene Ontology annotation, cellular component: GINS complex. NCBI's taxonomy places the organism in Eukaryota, Metazoa, Chordata, Actinopteri, Istiophoriformes, Xiphiidae. Gene Ontology annotation, biological process: mitotic DNA replication initiation. The transcript has 2 exons. The coding region runs from base 7 to 324 and encodes 105 amino acids.
CAUAAGAUGGGGCCCUACUACUACAGCCUGGGAUCCCAGAUACUAAACUUUGACACCCCGGAAAACCCAGAUAUUGCACAUACGCUGCUACAGACCUUUAUCGGUCGGUUCAGACGGAUAAUGGACUCUUCCCAGAAUUCCUACAAUGAGGACACAUCUGCACUGGUUGAACGUCUGGACUGUCUGGAGAAAGGUCUGUUUAGAUCUGGGCAAAGAGGACUCAACGGUUUCCAGAGCUGGGAGAAGGGUCAGGCCACACAGCUGACUGCCUCUAGUCUGGUUCUCAACUACCGCAAGAGGAAGAUUACCAAUAUGCAGCCCUGACCCCGACCUGUAGUUAAAGAAUGCCAAACACUGGUCAGAUUUUUUUCAGUAAGUCAGAGCAAGGCAGCAACAGACUCUUACUUACUUGUGUUUUCUUUGCCCAUGGACAACAACCCUGGAAACAUUAUAAACGUGUUUCCUACUUGUUGUGUCACAUUGCUCAAUAUUCAAUAUAUAUUCAAUAUAUUUUGAUUAAUUGUUUUAUCAUAUAGCAAGUAAAGAUAAUGUUUUCUUCUUUGGUAUAUGUAAUGUAUCAGUGAUUUCUAAAUUGCCAAAAAUAUUAAAGGGUAGCAAUGUUCUUAGACUGAAUAAAGCAAAAUCACCUGUUGACAAAUCUUUAAGUCCUGAUUUUACAAAUAUUUACAUAGGAUUGUUUCAUAGUCUGUUAUUUCAGUAUCUACCUGCCACAAUUUUUACUGCUUGGAAUACAUUGGUCUUUAUGAAAGUCACACUUCGUUCCCAUUCAAAAUGUAAGCAUCUGUCUCUUAAUUGUCAUCAUGAAUACUAUGAAGAGCCUAGCCACAGCAUGCAAUUCGAUU